UACGUUUUGGAUUAAAAAAUUAUAAAAAUUAGAUUCUAAAAUGCCUACCGAAAGUGGUACUACCACGGUGGUUCCACCACCACGUACAUCUGAAGACCGUCCAUUACAACUAUCGCGACCACCACGAGAUUUUCACUCAUCACCAGGUGGUCCAAGUGGACCUGGUAAUUCUUCUAAUCCAGUACGAAGUUCAUCUGGAAGUCGAUCUAGCUAUGAGGCUCAAUCAAUAGCAUAUCACCAUCAUUUAGCUGCACUUGGUGCUGGACUAAUUCCACCACCAGGCAGUGCUGGUGGUUCAACCAAUAUGGCGCAUCAUCACCGUGAAUCUUCUGCAUUUGUACCUGUUGUACCGUCUCGUACUUUACAUCCCGUACUAUAUCCUGGGGAAAUGCAUCCAUUAAUGACAUCCGAGUUAAUACGUGAAAGUCGUACAGAUAGACAAACGGAAAAAAUCGAUGAAAGGAAUAGUCAAUCGUCGGCUGUUAACUAUUCAAAUGUACGGAAAUCAUCGUCCUCAAGUUUUGAAAUUAUGGCUAUGAUGGCUGAUAAACGAAAAGAGUUGGCUUUACGUGAAGAAGCUGCAUGUGUUGCAGCUGCACGAGCUGCAGCCGCUGCAAUGCUUUUACCACAUCAUAGAGGUCCCGCAGGACCUCCUCCACCAAAUUUAUUGGAAACGGGAUCUGCGUCUGGUGGAUCGGCUCCAUAUCCUGGUGCAUUUAUGGCUGGUGCCGGACCAACUGCAACAAAUCCAUCAGCGUUUCCAUUUCCAGGAACAUCAGCUUUAUUUCCACCUAGUCCUAAUGUACAAAUGCAUCCACAUUUAGAUCGUCGAUUAUUACGUGCGCCAGGUCGUGCUUCAAGACCGAAAAAACAGUUUAUCUGUAAAUUUUGUAAUCGACAAUUUACAAAAUCAUAUAAUUUAUUAAUACAUGAACGUACUCAUACGGAUGAAAGGCCAUAUUCUUGUGAUAUUUGUGGAAAAGCUUUUCGACGACAGGAUCAUUUACGAGACCAUAGGUACAUUCAUUCCAAAGAGAAGCCCUUCAAAUGUACAGAAUGUGGCAAAGGUUUUUGUCAAUCACGCACAUUAGCAGUUCACAAAAUAUUACAUAUGGAAGAAUCGCCACAUAAAUGUCCAGUAUGUGCUCGCAGCUUUAAUCAACGCUCCAAUUUGAAAACACAUUUAUUAACGCAUACAGAUCACAAACCAUACGAAUGUAAUUCAUGCGGGAAAGUUUUCCGACGAAAUUGUGAUUUACGACGACAUGCAUUAACACAUGCUGUAGGAGAUGUUCCACCGGAAGUUUUAGCCGCUGAAGGUAUACAAAUUGGAGGAGGUCCAAAUAAUUCAGAUAUUAAUUCACCAUCUUCGUCGCCACCAUCACAAGAAAUACCUCCUCCACCUCCUGCAACUUCGACGUUAAAACGUCCAAGGACACCUUCUUUAGAACGAAGGAAUGAACCGCCUCAACCGGUGGUGAUUUCUCAACAUCAUUCUCGGGAACCACAUAGAGAAGUACAACAUACAGUAAUACGACAUAAUUCCCCAACACCAGAACGUACUCAAUGCCAUCACCCAGAGAAUUUACCCACGCCAUAUACAAUGCGACCGCAACAUCAUCCAAAUGAAAAUUCGCAACCUCAUCAUCCACAAUUACAAAUACGGCGAGAUUUACAUCCCCCGGUUAAAUCCUCAACAAUUACAACCAAUUUGCUAGAGCCAAAUAGUUUUAUGGGUGGCUUCCGACGAACGCGUAUCCCAGAACCACCAGACAUUCGAGUAUCAGAUCGAAAAACGCCCCAACCGUCGAUUAGUAACCAUACAAUAAUACAAAGAAAUCAUAUACAUGCGCAAAUAAUGCAUUCGCCACAUAUAGUCCCUUCAUCCGCAACGAGUGGUAUUUUAAAACCACCGGACCAUAUGGCCGGACCAAGUUGUGAUAAGUUAAGUGUACCAGGUCCAUCAUCAAACAAUUGUGUUCCAAGUGAUUUAUCAAUGUCGAAAAAGGAUUCCUUAAAUCCACCGGCACCUGUCCCUGUUCCUAAACCUCCACCUCCGAAAAAGACUGGCUUCAGUAUUGAAGAUAUUAUGAGGAGGUAAAAAUAAAUCAAUUUUUGUGUGGGUGAUUGUUGUAUAACAGUUUAAAAAACAACCAGUGAUUGAAUUGUGUCCGAAAAUCUGUUAAUUUAUUAAACUUUGAACAAUUUUC
Molecule: messenger RNA, 2210 nt
Organism: Chrysoperla carnea
Lineage: Eukaryota; Metazoa; Arthropoda; Insecta; Neuroptera; Chrysopidae
Gene: bowl
Product: protein bowel
Exons: 3
Coding region: 41-2101 (686 amino acids)
Biological process (GO): embryonic hindgut morphogenesis; embryonic pattern specification; regulation of transcription by RNA polymerase II
Cellular component (GO): nucleus
Molecular function (GO): RNA polymerase II transcription regulatory region sequence-specific DNA binding; DNA-binding transcription factor activity, RNA polymerase II-specific
Source: RefSeq, a predicted model, not a curated record